Pristis pectinata (smalltooth sawfish) is the source of this 6186-nucleotide messenger RNA. RefSeq names its product zinc finger DHHC-type palmitoyltransferase 22 (gene zdhhc22). Gene Ontology annotation, molecular function: palmitoyltransferase activity. The record is from RefSeq and is a predicted model, not a curated record. Gene Ontology annotation, cellular component: Golgi apparatus. Lineage: Eukaryota; Metazoa; Chordata; Chondrichthyes; Rhinopristiformes; Pristidae. Gene Ontology annotation, biological process: protein palmitoylation. The transcript is spliced from 2 exons. The coding region runs from base 146 to 925 and encodes 259 amino acids.
CUGUGCGUAGUUGCAGUCAGUCCGUGUCACCAGGCAGGCAACAGCACCAGCGCACAUCCUGGGAUCACAGUGCUGCACCGCAACAAGGAGACAGGACCAGACGGCACAACCAGGACCUUGCAGAGCCAGGAAGGAAUGGUCCAGGAUGCUGAAGCUGAAAAUCCUGAACACCAUUGCGCCAUCCUACUUCCUUGCAGUCUCCAUUACCACCCUGAUCCUUCAGAGCUUCGUUUUCAUCCCCACCAUCUUUGCUGAUGACUUCCGCCGCCCCUGGUCGUACUGUGGCUGCCACUUCACUUUCUUUCUCUACGUGUCAGUGAAUGUUUUGGGGAACUACUUCCUGAUCCUGUGGUAUCCUUCGGAGAGCCUGCAGAGCAGCAGUGUGUCCAGCGAUAGCAGCAAUGCUCUGCAGCCAGGCAGCCACUUCUGUAAACUCUGCAGCAAGGUCAUCCUGAAGCGAGACCACCAUUGCUUCUUCACCGCCAACUGCAUUGGCAACAGGAACAUGCGCUACUUCCUCAUGUUUGGGUGGUACACUUCCAUUGUCUGUCUCUACUCCUUAGUGGUAGGUGUGGCCUACCUGAGCAUAGAGUACCACCUCUCCUUCGAGAAUCCCCUCACCUUUCUCACCCUCCUUCCUCUCUCCUUCUUUCAUUUCUUCUUCAGUAUGAUCCCAUCAUUCCAGCUGUUCCUUGUCCUCAUGCUGUACAUCUGGCUGGGCAUCGGACUCACCUGUGCUGGGUUCUGCUGUCAACAGAUUCUCUUGGUAGCGCGGGGCUGCACCUGGUACCACCUGAAGAAAGGGCUGCCUGCUGUGCGCUGCACUCCCUGGGGGGUUAAUCUCCAGGAUGUCUUUGGGAAACGUUGGUUGCUGGGAUUCUUCUUCCCAAUUCCAACAGUACAUGUGGAUCCAAAGGAUAAAUAGAACUGACUUCCUGGCAUUCUCCCUGCUCCCCAAACCCACCAUGCAGAAUUCCCAAUUCUCCCUGCUCCCCAAACCCACUGUGCAGAAUUCCUGGCAUUCUCCCUGCUUCCCAAACCCACUGGGUAGAAUUCCCAACAUUCUCCCUGCUUCCCAAACACACCGUGCAGAAUUUCCAACAUUUCCUAUGCUUUUCAAACCCAGUGUGCUAGAAUUCCUGACAUUCACUAUGUUUCCCAAUCCCACCAUUAACUUCGGAUUCUCCUGCAUCAGGAAGGAGCUGCGAUAUUUUGUUCCCAAGAUCUUGCCCCUCAACACUGCUACCCAGACCAUCCAAAGUCAGUGCCAGGUCUGUGCCCAGAGAGAGUUACUUCCCGAACAACAUCAUUCUGUUGUCUGUGAACUCCUCACCAUAGAACAGUACAGGCCCUUUGGCCCACCAUGUUGUGCCGACCUUUAAACCUCGCCUAAGACUAUCUAACCCCUUCCUCCCACAUAUCCCCCUAUUUUAAAUUCCUCCAUAUGCUUAUCUAACAAUCUCUUGAACUUGACCAACGUAUCAGCCUCCACCACCACCCCAGGCAGCGCAUUCCAUGCACCAACCACUCUCUGGGUGAAAAACCUCCCUCUGACAUCUCCCUUGAACUUCCCACCCAUUACCUUAAAGCCAUGCGCUCUUGUAUUGAGCAUUGGUGCCCUGGGAAAGAGGCGCUGGCUGUCCACUCUAUCUAUUCCUCUUAAUAUUUUGUACACCUCUAUCAUGUCUCCCCUCGUCCUCCUUCACUGUUCAAACACUUGCCCUGUACCUGGCUGCUUAGAAAGUGGGAGAAGAGGAGCUGUCCACCAGUCAGUCCUUGGUCACUCUGCACACCAGGGGACUGGUGUUAGCGGGUAGAUUCUUUUCAGAAUGUCUGACGACGUUGAACAGUAGGUGUCCGUGUGUAUCUGCCUCUCACCCACUGACUGCCAGGGUGCAGGAGCAACUAUUGGGUGGGGUCGUCACCCACUGGGCGGAAUCAGGUGUCACUGGGUGGGAUCAGGUGUCGAUUAGUGGGGUUGUCUCCCAUUGGGCGGGAUCAGCUGUCGCUGGGCGGGAUCAGUUGUCAAUGGGUGGGAUCAGACUCUGCUGGUGGAGAUAUUGUUCCUGUUCCUGCCUCUACCACCACCUCUGGCAGUCAUUCCAGAUACCAACUACCCCUCAGAUCCUCUUUAAACCUCUUCCCUCUCACCCUCAACCCAUGCCCUCCAGUUUUAGACACCCACUACCCUAGGAACAGACUCUGACUACACCAUCUAUGCCUCUCAUAGUUUUCUCAACCUCUAUCUUGGCACAACCUCAGCCUCCUUCGCUCCAGGGAAAACAGUCCCUGCCUAUCCAACCUCGGUUUAUAACUCCAGUCCCAGUAACAUCCUUGUGAAUUUUUUCUACCCCUUUCCAGCUUAAUCACACCCUUCCUAUAGUGUGGUGACCAGAACUGCACACAGUCCUCCAAGUGCGCUCUAACCAACAUUUUGUAUAACCGUAACAUGACAUCCCAACUCUUGGACAGUGCCUUGGCUGAUGAUGGAAAGCGUACCAUACGCCGCCUUCACCACCCUCUCUCCCUGUGUUCUCACCUUCAGGAACCAUGUACUUGUACCCCGAGGUCUCUCUGUUCCACAACACCCCCCGGGCCCUGCCACUCACUGUGUGUGUCCUGCCCUGGUUUAACUUCCCAAAAUGCAUCACUUCAAACUUGUCUGAGUUAAACUCCAUCUGCCAUUCUCUGGCCCACUUUCCCAGUUGAUGUAAAUCCUGUUGUAACCCUAGGCAACCACCUUCACUGUCCACCACACCACCAAUGUUAGUGUUAUCCUUCCCUACCUGACUCAACCUGCCCGUCAUCCUUCACCUCUCCUCAGUUCACCAAUCAGGCUCCUGUCUCACCCCUCCCCUUCUCUCUACACCGGCUAUCUCCCCUCUCAGUCCUGGUGCAGGGUUCCAACCUGAAACACCAACAGUUUCUUUCCCCCCCCCCCCCCCCCAACCAGGUGCUGCUCUACCUGCUGAGUUCCUCCAGCAGAUUGUUUGUUGCACAGGGAUCCCCAUGUCCCUCUGAACACCAACACCUUUCAGUCUCUCUGAUCUGCCUUUAUAUUUUUUCAACCAAAACCAUUGAACUCAUUUUUCCACACUACAUUCAAUCGGACAUGUCGUUGCCCAUUACCUUAGCUGGUUAUAUCCCCUUUUGAUACUGUCUGCAUCCUCCUCAGAGCGCAAACCACCUCAAAACAACCACUCCUAAAAAUAGCUGCCCUUCCAGAGCUUUCCUCCCAUUUACAUGAUGGACGUCCUGGCUGGGCCUAUCGGUAGGAAAAGCAGUUCAUCUCACCUUGACCAGCCUUUUUAGUUCCCUCCUUGAUCUGCUUGCUAAGCCUUGGUAGGACAUAGACAGCAAAUGGCAGGGCACCAAGGAAUGUCAAUGAACAGAGAGACCUUGGGAUUGAAGUCCAUACUUCCCUGAAAGUGGCAGCACAGGUAGACAGGGUGGUGAAGGUGUAUGGCGUUGCUGCCUUCAUAGUUCAGGGCAUAGAGUAUAAAAGUUGGGAUGUCAGUUGGAACUUUACAAAACACUGGAAAGACUGCACUUGGAGAACUGUGUGCAGUUCUGGUCACUACAGGAAGGACGUGGUUGCACUAGAGAGAAUGCAGAGGAUAUUCACCAGGAUAUUCCCUGGACUGGAGGCAGAGAUUGGAUAGGCUGGGCUUGUUUUCUCUGGAGUGAAGGUGACUGAGGGGUGACCUGACGGAGGUGUAUAAAAUUAGAUGAGGCAUAGAUAGGGGAGAUCGUCAGAAUCUUUUCCCCAGUGUCGGGCAGAUCAAAAAUAUGAGGGCAGAGGUGUAAGGUGAGGGGGGAAAAUUUAAAGAUUUGAGGCAAGUUUUUUUACAUAGCGAGUGGUUGUUAUCUGGAACUUGCUGCCACAGGAGGUGGCAGAGUCCAAUAUAAUUACUACGUUUGGUUAAAUAGACAAGGCACAGAAGGAUAUGGACACUGAAUAUAACCUAAAUGAGCCAAUCUCUCUUCACACAUCAGUGCUGUGUUCCAGGAAUCAGUCUGGUGAACAUCUGCUUGUGACCAGAUAAGGGUGCAGAUCAAUACAGGACAGUUAGAAAUAAAUCAUUGGAGACAAGCAAAGGUAUGACUGUUUACAAGGCUUACUACUGUUUAAAAGUUAAUGACAGUAAUUAGUGUUUCCAGUCUGUUAGAACACAGACCAGUACACUCAGGAACAGGCCCUUCGGCCCACAUGUUGUGCUGGACUAAUUAGACCAAUGACACCUAAUCCUUUCUGCCUGCACAUGGUCCAUAUCCCUCCAUUCUUGGCACAUCCAUGGGCCUAUCUAAGAGCCUCUUAAACCCCUCCAUCGUAUCUGCCUCCAACACCACCCCUGGCAGCACAUUCCGGGCACCCACCACUCUCUGUGUAACAAAACUUGCCCGCACAUCUCCUUUGAACUUACCCCCUCUCACCUUAAAUGCAUGCCUUCUGGUAUUAAACAUUUCAACACUGGGAAAAAGAUACCGGCUGUCUACUCUAUCUGUGCCCCUCAUAAUUUAUAAACCUCUAUCAGGUCUCCCCUCAGCCUCCACCGCUCCAGAGAAAACAACCCAAGUUUGUUCAACCUCUCUUUAUAGCACAUGCCCUUUAAUCCAGGCAGUGUCCUGUCUUCUGCACUCUCUCCAAAGCCUGCACAUCCUUCCUGUAAUGAGGUGACCGGAACUGAAUGCAAUACUCCAUAUGUGGCCUAACCAGAAUUUUAUAAAGCUGCAACAUAACUUCCUGACUCUUGAACUCAGUGCCUCAACUAAUAAAGGCAAGCCUGCCGUACUCCUUCUUUACCACCCUAUCGACCUGUGCAGCCUCUUUCAGGUAGCUAUGGACUUGGACCCUAAGAUUCCUCCAUACAUCAAUGCUGUUAAGGGUCCUGCCAUUAACUGUGUACUGUCCCUUUACGUUUGAUCUCCCAAGGUGCAACACCUCACGCUUGGCCGGAUUAAACUCCAUCUGCCGUUUCUCCGCCCAUAUCUGCAGCUGAUCUACAUCCUGCUGUAUCCUUUGGCAACCUUCUACACUGUCCACAACGUUACCAAUCUUUGUGUCAUCAGCAAACUUACUAACCCACCCGUCCACAUUUUCAUCCAGGUCAUUUAUAUACAUCACAAACAACAGAGGUCCCAGUACAGAUCCCUGAGGAACACCACAAGCCAGAAUAAGUCCCAUUGACCACUACCCUCUGCCCUCUAUGGGCAAGCCAAUUCCAAACCCAAACACCAAGAGACCUUGGAUCCCAUGCAUCUUAAUCUACUGGGUGAGCCUCCCAUGAGGGACCUUGCCAAACACCUUACUAAAAUCAUGUAGACAACAUCCACAGCUCUACCCUCAUCAAUCACCUUGGUCACUUCCUCAAAAAAUAUAAUCAAAGUCAAAUUUAUUGUCAUAUGCUCAAGAACAUGUACAUAUAUGCAAUGAAAAACUUACUUGCAGCAGCAUCACAGGCACAUAGCAUCAGAUAAACAGCAUUCACAAGAAAAACAUAAAGUAAACAAAAUUUUUUCAAGAAAGAACACAAUUAGAACAAAAAAAGUCCAUUUUAGUGCAAAGUGAUCAAAGUGGUCACAGUAUUGCUGUACUGUAGUGAUUAGGGUUGUGCCGGUUGGUUCAAGAACCGAAUGGUUGAAGGGAAGUAGCUGUUCUUGAACCUGGUGGUGUGGGACUUCAGGCUCGGAUGGUAGGGAUCUUUGAUGAUGGAUGUUGCCUUCUUGAGGCAGCGCCUCCUGUAGAUACUCCUGAUGGUGGGGAGGGAUGUGCCCAUGAUGUAUUGGGCUGGUCCACUACUCAGUUCAUCAAGUUAGACACGACCUGCCCCUCACAAAGCCAUACUGACUGUCCCUAAUUAGACCAGGCUUUUCCAAAUGCUCAUAAAUCCUAUCCCUAAGAAUAAUCUCCAUUAGUUUCCCCACCACUGACGUGUGACACACUGGUCUAUAAUUUCCAGGAUUAUGACCACUUCAUUUCUUGAACAAUGGAACAACAUCAGCUGGAAUGUGUUUUACUUUGUCUGUUUAAUAUUCAAACCCAGCUGGAGGAACACAAGCCCACAGUUAACAUCAGUAUUGUGGCCUUCUCCCUCUGACACCAAUCCACCUUCUUCCAAGCAGAAGGGUUGGUGGCAACAGAUAUUCCGGUGGCUACGGGUACAGAACACAAGAUUCAGUGUGAGA